AAUAAAAACUUUGAAAUGUGGGAGGAGUAUGAUAAGCGAAUUGAUGAAAAGGGAAAAGAACGUUACAAGUGUAAAGCAUGUAAAAAAGAAUGGGCAAAAAAUGCAACUCGAUUGCAAGAACAUUUACAAACCUGCACUGUUAGAAAUUUAACAUCAAAUGAGUCAUCUGAAUCAUCUACACGGUCUGCAAUAUAUGCUGUAUUAGCUGAGGAUAGUAUCGAAAUCAAUGAUAAUGUUAAAGAAACAAUUUUAGAUUAUGGAUUUUGGAUAGAUCUUAAAAAACUACAUGAUUUUUUAGAGCCAUUUAUUAUUUUUAUACGCCAAUUAGAAAGCGAUGAGCCAUAUCUUUCAUUGGUGUAUAAAACUUUGCAAAACUUAAAAAAUAAAGUUACAAAUAAUUCUCAAAUUCCUGAAGAAUUACGUGCCGAUAAUGAAGAUCAAGUAUUAAAUGAGUUGUCCGAAUAUAUUGGAAAAUCAGGAGGUUUUGCCAAGAAAUAUUUGUGGAAUGAUCUUACUUUAAAACCACUUAACUGGUGGAAUCUUUUAGUAAAAGAUUUGCAAAGUGAUAAUAUAGUUGAACAAAGCAAUAAUCAGAGUGGUGAUGAAAAUGAAAAGCCUGAAGACAAUUUUGUUGACUUUUCAAACAGGCUUCUUAAUAUGUUUGAUAAUGAUGAGCAUGAUAAUUAUCUUGAAGAAUAA
Molecule: messenger RNA, 699 nt
Organism: Racocetra fulgida
Lineage: Eukaryota; Fungi; Glomeromycota; Glomeromycetes; Diversisporales; Gigasporaceae
Source: the annotation of a GenBank genome assembly